Messenger RNA from Haliotis rufescens (red abalone), 7326 nucleotides. RefSeq names its product myotubularin-related protein 6-like. The transcript has 15 exons. Gene Ontology annotation, biological process: dephosphorylation. The record is from RefSeq and is a predicted model, not a curated record. Gene Ontology annotation, molecular function: metal ion binding; phosphatase activity. Bases 160 to 2400 code for a protein of 746 amino acids. Lineage: Eukaryota; Metazoa; Mollusca; Gastropoda; Lepetellida; Haliotidae.
AGUCCACUGCACCCUGGAGAUACAGGCCUGAAUCUAUGGGUCUUCCAAGCCCCCAAGCCAGUGGUGGCUGACACGAUCCGCAUAGUUAAUAUCGAAACUGAGUGAGAAGCACUUCUCUUUGAGUUGUGGAGAUUUUAGUCAGUUCCUCAGCGAUCACAGAUGAGGAGGAAGAUGGGAAACGUGUUGGAUGUACAGUCAUUGCCUGAUGAUGCUCUGGUCAAAAAGGUGGAGAAUGUCAAGCUCAUGGACCGCUUCAAUGCGAGGAAGCCAGUGGUUGGCACUCUGUACCUUACAACAACGCAUCUAAUCUUUGUCGACAAUGCGGGCAAGCGAGAAACAUGGAUCCUACACAUGCACAUGGGAACUGUGGAGAAGAUGCCAAUCACCACCGGUGGCUCCCCUAUCCAGAUACGCUGCAAGAACUUCAUGUGCAUCAUCUUUGUCAUCCCCCGUGAGCGAGACUGUCACGAUAUCUUCACUUCCCUUCAGGAGCUGUCCAGGCCAGCCAACAUAGAGAAACUGUAUGCAUUCCACUUCCUGGUGUCGGACAACACCACAAAGUCGUAUGGCUGGGAUUUGUAUGACAUACAGACAGAGUACCUACGUAUGGGGGUGCCCAAUGAGAACUGGUCCCUCACAAGCCUCAACAAGGAGUAUGAACUAUGUGAUACAUAUCCCAGUCUGCUGUAUGUUCCUGCCUGUGCCGCUACACCAGUGUUGGUCGGCAGCUCCAAAUUCCGGAGUCGUGGGCGUCUCCCAGUACUCUCCUACCUUCACAGAGAAAACCAGGCUGGAAUUACUCGAUGCAGUCAGCCGCUAUCUGGAUUCAGCGCUCGCUGCGUGGAGGAUGAACAGUUGCUGCAGGCCAUUCUCAGAGCCAACCCUAAAUCUAAGUACAUGUAUGUGGUGGACACGAGGCCCAAGAUCAACGCAAUGGCCAACAAAGCUGCAGGGAAGGGAUAUGAAAACGAAAACUUUUAUUCCAAUAUCAAAUUCCAGUUCUUAGGAAUAGAAAAUAUCCAUGUAAUGAGAAGUAGUCUACAAAAGUUGUUAGAUGUCUGUGAACUGAAGAACCCAUCGAUGAACUCCUUCCUGUCGGGUCUGGAGAGCUGUAACUGGUUGAAGCACAUCAAGGCAAUGAUCGACACAUCGGCUUUCAUAGCUAAUGCCAUUACCGAAGGCACAAGUGUAUUAAUCCACUGCUCUGAUGGAUGGGACCGCACAGCCCAGACCUCUAGUCUUGCUAGUCUGAUGUUGGAUCCUUACUACCGGACCAUACAGGGAUAUCAGGCACUGAUAGAGAAGGAGUGGCUCUCUUUUGGGCACAAGUUCACUGACCGGUGCGGCUUCCUGGACACCGUGGAGGCGAAGGAAGUGUCCCCCAUCUUCACCCAGUUCCUGGAAGGGACCUGGCAGAUGACCCAACAGUUCCCAUGUGCUUUCCAGUUCAAUGAGAGGUUCCUGCUCACGAUCCAUGACCACGCCUACUCCUGUCAAUUUGGGACUUUCAUCGGCAACUGUGAGAAGGACAGGCUGGACUUGAGGUUGAACGAGCGGACGUACUCACUAUGGGGUUACCUUGCCAAACAUAUGAAUGAAUACAUUAACCCUUUGUUCAAGAAGGAGUAUGAGAUUUCACACCCGGUGCUAAUCCCCAACACUCGGCCGCAGUGUAUAAAGUUCUGGAAGGGCAUGUACAACCGGUUUGAGAAUGGGAUCCACCCCCGGGAACAUGUGCAGGAUAUUCUGAGUGCAGCCAAAGAUCACAGCUCCUCUCUGGAAGACCAUGUUAGGCUACUGGAGAAGAGAGUGACCCAAAUCUGCAAGUUGCUGGGCAAAUCUGAUGAGACCAUUCAGCGCAAGCUUCAGGGCUUCCUGUCAAUGGAGUCCCUGGAUGGGUUCCUUGCUGGCCACAUUGAUGAGUUGACGCUGAAAAUAGCUGAAGCCAACCACAACGACAUCGAAUCAAAAGACGCUGACCUGUCUGGCAACCACGUUAAGAGUGACUCGGAGUCAGGCUUCGACGAGUCGAGUUCCCAGAUGUCCCGAUCGGGUAUUGAGGAUGGGUAUGCUAUGGACAGCAGUUUGCUCCACCGCUCCCCGAGUUCCGAGACUCUCUCGCUUGACCAACUGCUGAUGGAGCUGAAGACCGUGGCUGUAGAGUGGAGGUCAUUCCGCAAUGUCCACAACUGCAGCUGUGCAACCCCCUUUGACCACUAUGUCAAGAAGGAAUUUUCACUAAAGUUUCACUGCUGGAAGUGUGGCGAGGUGUUCUGCACGCGCUGCAUCGCCCGCUACAUCCCGCUCCCCGGACACUACUCGCGCCGGCCCGUCCCCGUCUGUAAGCCAUGCUACCGCCAAGUCCGACACUCGCCGUCAAUGGAGUUCCCCACCAGUUGAUGUCGAGACCACUAGACACCAACAGCCAUGCCACCUAGACCUGUUUAUUGUCUGUCACACCGCCACUUCAUGGCCUCCUUAGAAUCCUACAGGCUUCAGUGUGCCACACCUGUGUACAGUAUUUAUUGAAGCAAAUGCUCGAUGUCAAUAGACUAUUGAUACUCUCUUAAGACAAUUACAAUAUGUGUGACAUGAAACUUAAUAGAAUUGAAGAAUGAUUUCAGGUUCUAAGUAUAAGAUUGGAGUUAUUGUUUUGUUCGGUUGUGAUUAUGAAUGUACAUAAGUAGAUGGCUUUUUCUCUCCAAUCUUAUCAGGUAAAGUAUUAGGUUGUUGAGCAUCAAUAAUUGAAGUGUAUUGGUUGUAUACUCCCCAGGGAGCUCAGAAUGAAUAUCGAGUGCACACUGAUCUAUUGAUGGGGGUGAUAAGGUCUAUGCGCUUCGAACAAUCUUAUGCAUGGAGUACAGUGCUAUGUAAAUGGACUAUUAUUAAUAUCUCCACGACUCAUCUGUCGUGUGUUAACGUGACUUCAGUUGGAUCACCCAGAGACCAUACACCGAUGUGUGGUCCCUGGGUCAACUCAUCAACAUAUUCCUCAUUUUGUUUCUCAUUUGCUCAGCCACUGCUCGAACUUCCAGAUAAAGUCAAGGGUCCUUCCUUGUUAUAGUUCUGGUGUUAUGUGUAAUAACUGUUAUCAUUUGCUUCAAGUACUACAACCCAAGUCCUCAUUGACCCCAGGAGCUCCCUUCAUUUCUUACAUUGCAUGGGAUACAGCUUGAAGCUAGUUAACGCUAAAUGUUUAUGUCUGAAGCAGCGCUGUGUGAUAAGGAACAUUGUGUGUUGCAAUCCAAGCUAUGAGAACAGAUAAUUGUGCUGAAUCCCCCUUGAGACACAACAGAUAAUUGUGUUAAAUUCCAAUGAGAUACAACAGAUAAUUGUGCUGAAUCCCCCUUGAGACACAACAGAUAAUUGUGUUAAAUUCCAAUGAGAUACAACAGAUAAUUGUGCUGAAUCCCCCUUGAGACACAACAGAUAAUUGUGUUAAAUUCCAAUGAGAUACAACAGAUAAUUGUGCUGAAUCCCCCUUGAGACACAACAGAUAAUUGUGUUAAAUUCCAAUGAGAAACAACAGAUAAUUGUGCAGAAUCCCCCUCAAGAAACAACCAAUAAUUGUGUUAAAUUCCAAUGAGAAACAACCGAUAAUUGUGUUAAAUUCCAAUGAGAAACAACCGAUAAUUGUGUUAAAUUCCAAUGAGAAACAACAGAUAAUUGUGUUAAAUUCCAAUGAGAAACAACAGAUAAUUGUGUUAAAUUCCAAUGAGAAACAACAGAUAGUUAUACUGAAUCCCUGUGAAGGAACAGGCCAUCAUGUGUAGGGAGUCUAUAUAUCAUGUUUGUCCAGUGAUAGGAAAGUUUUCUCAUACAUUGUCCAACAUGUGAUAGUGGGUUGGUUUGUUGCAACACUAAGUUCUUUCAUUUUCUUCAAUGCUUUGCAUAUCACUUUGAUGUUUUUCUACCUGACCACAUCCAUUUCCUGUUUUUUAUAUUAAUAAGGUAUUUGAACAAAUGAUGUAGCAUGUUGACUUAGUUGAACAUUUGUCUUGUUUGAUUCUUCUUUAAACCUAUCAAGCUUCAGUCACUCGUGUCUUUAAUUUUAACCUUUGUGAAAUGGCCUCCUCUGUGAAUGAAAUUGUACUGGGUGCAGUUGAUGGAAAAUAAGUCGGGGACCUAAAGGGUGCCAUAGUUUGAAUGAUUAAGGUACCGUAUUUACCAUAUUAAGUACCCUGCUCCCUCGCCAACUUCUAGACCAAUUUAUACGUCAUCUUUUUCAACGUGCCUCCUUAGACCGACAACUGACAUGACAGUCUGUAUUUUCUUGUUUAUAUGACAGAUUUGUUGAAAACAGCAGUGUAGAAUGCGUAUUUAAUGGCCUAGGAACUAUUAUCGUUUGUUUCAUUGACAUUUGAACUAAUUGUCUACCACCACUCAAUCUCUGACAAAUUUAGAUCACUGUUUAUAUAGCUCAUUACAGUGAGUAUGGAAGUUCAUAAUAUAAUGUUUGCAAGAAUGUAUUUACAUGCAAAUAACUAUUUUAAUCAAAAUGCUCAUCUUGUAAUCUACAAUGAAUUUGCUCCUUAAUCAUCAGCCUGGCCUUGUAUGGACAGUGAGGUGAAUGGGUGUGACACUCUGCCUCUCUUAGUAACAUGUUGUUGUAACUGAUUGAUGAAACUACACAGACAAGUUAAAUGUCAACAAUUGCAUCAUUCAAACAUUGGAUACAUGCAGCCAACACAUUGUGGGGUCUGGGUCCGAACAUUAGAAUUAUCAGGCUACAGUGUAGAGACAUUCCCUCACUCACCAUUACAAGCCUGUCCUGUGCUAGGAAGCACCAAAGCCAUGUAACAGAUCAUUGAUGUGUAUUCUGAACCAGCACCACAGUUACAGAUUCGGUCACAAGGUCUUCAGGCAACGGAAUUAGACACCACUUUCUUGUUCCUGAUGUACUGGAAGUAUUCAGCCUUGGCUGCAUGUUGCCAUCACUCUGUGUGUAUAUAACCUGUGUAUAAACCAUACAUUUGUAUAUACUGCAUGGCAUUGUGAUUAUUUUGAAGAAAGUGACAAGUGCAAUAUUUUGCGAAAAUAUAUUUGUUUGUGUUAAUUUAUUUUCAUCCAUGUAUAUCAGGUCAUAUCUAUAGACACGAUCAAGAUUUAAUUUGAAGAUAGAUAUUUGUGUAAUUAUUUUAGUACUGAUAUGUAUGAUUAAGUAUUGACUGAAGUACUUGUGCGAGGAUGCUGAACAGACUGAGCUGGUGGAUAGUGGAAGAACUGGGUGAGCAUUCAUCUUGACUGUAGUACAUGUGUUUCCCUCAGUAGCAGCCUGUUCUGAACCUAGUGCUCUUCCUACGCAACACUCUCAGUGCUAUGUACCAAGCAAUAGAAAUAACGGACAAAGAAGAUAUCAGUCUGUUAUCAUAGUGAAUAAUCAUCUUAUGUCUGUUAGUUAUUGCAGUGUUAUCAGUGGUGACAAUGUAGUAUCAGUUAUCACAGAGUGUUAUCAGGGGUGACCAUGUGAUAUCUGCCAGUUAUCUCAGUGUUAUCAGUCAAGGUCAGUUAUCACAGUGGUGACCAUGUGAUAUCAUUCCACAGUGUACACUUUAAGUAUAACAUUUUGUUGGUAGUCAUCAUUUUGGGAGUAUUGGUGAUAUUGUUCAACUCUAACACCUUGGUUAUCAGGUUCUGUGGCAGUGAUUACUGGGUAGUAUUGGUUAUCAUGUUGGCAUGAAUUCAUGUUCCCAAGAAAGACGUUCACCACUGUGAUGCUUUCAUAUGCCUAUAAACAAAUGUUCACCAACAAAUUAUGAUCAAAAUAGAUGAGACACUGUAUGUAAAUUGCAGUCUAAUCGUCUGAAAUCAUCUUCUGUUCAUCUGUAAGUUCCAUAUCAUGUUUGACCAUUUAGUAUUUGCUACAUUUGGCAGUCAACCAUUGAAGCAUAAUUAUGUCCUUAACUUUGCAACUGUACCAAAAUAUUCAUAUUCAUUUUACUUGAGGGGCGGUCUGGUAGCCUAGUGCUUAAAGCGUUUGCUCGUCACGCCGAAGACCCUGGUUCAAUUCCUGACAUGGGUACAAUGUGUGAAGCCCAUUUCUGGUGUCCCCCAACCAUGAUAUUGCUGGAAUAUUGCUAAAAGCGGCGCAAAAAUAUACUCACUCACUCAUUUUACUUGUGGCAAGAAUUCACUACAUUCAUUAUUUGAGGCAGAAAUAUACUAUAGUCAUUAUUUGAAGCAGGAAUUCACCUUAUUAUUUUGAUUUUUGUGGUUGAUGAUGCAUUACAACACAGCAAAACAUUCCGUACUUCAGGAGCGUGUGGCUUGUACUUUCCUGUGAUGUUAUGAGAAUGUGUUUAAUUUAAUUCUACAGUGCCCACAGGCUUUCUGUGCUUGCAAACCAACCAGGAUUGUUUAUAACCUGUAAUUUCAGCACUGUGUAGUCUAUUGUGAACAGUUGUUGCAGCCACUCUGCUUUCAUGGUGGCCUAUGUGGGCACCAAAGCACGACAUUUCAGCAUGGGCUGAUGUCUUUGAGUAGUGAAGUUGUCUCUAAGCCUGGUUAUACAGCUAUAUCUGGCUCAGGGGACUCACAUCUGUAUAGGGAGCAUCAUGUAAUAUUACAUCUUCUAGUCAAUAUUUUAAGAACAAACAUAUUCACUGCAGGCAUGUUUUUCUAGACAAUAUCAUUUCUCCAAAUGAAUUAUUAGGAAACAGAUGAGUGAUAAAAUGUCUGUGUUAUUUAAAUGAUGAAAGUGAUAUGUCUGGAUUAACAACGUGUCCACAUCUGUGAGAUACCUGGAUUAGAAAUGUGUCCUGCAUCUCUGAGGUAUCUGUAUUAACAAGGUGUCCACAUCUGUAAGGUACCGAAUGAGCAAGGUGUCGAAUUCAUGGGCUGUCUUGAUAUGUCCAGAUAUGUGUAUUGGUAUAGGUUUGAAAUAUUUGCAGACUAAUCCUAUAGAUGAAAGAAUUCAAAACAUUUGGAUUUUACUAAUGACAUUUCAUUGUGUAACACAAUUAAUUUCUCAAGAUUAUCGCCAAAGGUUUCCUUGUGAUGGAGACGGAGUAGCAGCCUUUACUGUCUCCUGUUUGUCAUCUUUGCUUCAUGAUCGUCUAUAUCCAGACUGCUCAGCAUUGACAGCAAGUUGAGUGGCUGUCCACUACUGUCUGUAUUCUACACUGAAAUGUGCCAAGGGAGGUGAUGACGUGAUAUGUACCACUGUAGUCACGUACCAGUACAUAGGGUUCUUUGUUCUAGUUCUACUGUGUAGAUAAUGCCAUAAGUUAUGUACAGACUAUACUGUCUCAUGUAUCUUCUCAUAAUACUGAUGUAUAUAUUUGUUGAUUAUAGCUCAAAUAGUAAAUAAAUGACAUCAACUUGCAA